GAAUGACGAGUCACCACAGCCAUUGUCGCUAUAAUAAAUAUCGAAAUAAAUAGAAUGUGGAAGAAUUACAUAUUGAUUAUUCGCUAAUAUUUGGUGUUCAAGUGCAUAUGUUCAAAUUACCGAAUUUAGAAGUAGGUGUAUGAGGGCAACGGUGGGUACAUAGUGCUAAGGCAAAUGAGACGCAAUUUUUUGGAGAUGCUUCUGCAGGAGCAACCAACGGCACUACUAUACGGUCCAAGGAAACAAGAAUGCGUGUCAAGUAGAGGGAAAUAACGAAAAGAUGACAUCUUUGUCAAUUACACGUUUUGUAUAUGAGCAUCCGAACUAGCCAACAAUAAUUUCAGUGCAAAUAAUCGAAAUAUUGGUAUCGAGUGGGCAAACAAAUUCGUAAAAAUUAUCAAUCAAUAUGGAACAAGGAUUCAGUUCUGGAGGCUCAAAUGCCUCCGGCGAUAGUGUCGGAGGUUUUGGUCGUAAUAAUGCUGUUGGCAAUGCCAGUGAAGGAAAUGGAAGCGUUGGAGAUAUUAUUUAUAACAAGAAUAUCACACACAAAAAUAGUGCCAACGGCAACGGGCUUACACCAGAAGUAAAGGAGAUCUAUCGAUCUCUUUAUAUUGUUGCCAAAAACCUGGACGAUGAGAAAAAACACAUCACCACUAUAUCACAACUAUUCCAACAUGAACUGGAGGAGAAACGUGCGCAGCUGGUCCAGCUCUGUAAGAAGAUCGUCUUCAAGGACUAUCAAUCAGUGGGUAAAAAAGCACGUGAAAUCAUGUGGCGCAAAGGAUACUAUGAAUUCAUUGCUUACGUAAAGAAAAAUUGGCACAAAGAAUUAAAGGACACCACACAGGCGGGAAACCAGGACAAUUUGAUAAAAGUGGAGCGCUUUCUUUGCGCUGGUAUAUCAAAUUAUAAACGCAUGGCCGCUAAAAUGGAGGAAAUCUAUGAUCUUGAUCUGAAAUAUCUAAUUGACUUUAGUAUCAUUAGUGACGGAUACAUGCGUGAAAUAGAACAGAGUUCGUCACGCGAUGGCUGUGGCGGUGGAGACAUUAGUGCUGCACAGGCGGUAGAUAAAAGUUUGGAAGCGGUCUCUUUUGCUUUGGACACGAUACAUUCGGCCCUCUUGAGCUUAGGCGAUUUGCACCGAUAUUUUUUGGAUUUUCGCAUUGAUACCCGUCUCAAGGUCACCAAACAACAGGCAGCCAAGUACUAUUUCGAAGCGUUUAAAUUGAAUCCAGCAAUUGGAAUGUCGCAGAAUCAAUUGGGUACGCUGUAUUAUGGCCAGAAUCAUGACUUGGACUCCAUCUAUCAUUAUUUGUACUCAUUGGUUAGCAUUGUUCCCUUCGAGUUGAGUGAAAACAAUGUUUGUAAACUAUUUGCCGCUCAUGCUGAGUACUUGGAAAAAUUGGAGCCAGAAAAGAUUGAAUUUAGCUUACAAGAUUUCUACGCGCGCUUCUAUUUGAUCGUAGAUAUAUUUUUCUUCGAUAAAGAAGUGCCCGAUUUUAAUUCACUCUGCCACUGCGUACUAGUAGACCUUCGCAAAGUGCUCUGCUCGAAAGCAUUCACAUUGGAGGAGGGUUGCAUUUUCAAGAUAGUCUCGAUACUCUUCUUUUGCUUAUCGAAGCUAAAAAUGAUUAAUUCGCAGAAGGUUUACUCCUUGAAUGCUUUUCUUGUGGCCGUGUGUUCCGAUUUAAUGGACGCAUGCAUUGUAAAUUUGGAACAAAACAUUUUAGCAAAAUCAACUGAGAAUGAGGAAUUUCACGGCAUGUACGCGGAUAAAUUUGAGGAGUUUAAUAUGGUUGUCCGCAAGUCGCGUAACGAAUACAAAAAUUGGCUUGUUAAUAUCGGUGAAGCCGAUAGAAAAGAUAAGAAGUCUGCCGCUAAACCGUCAUUAAAAGAAUUCUCAUCUGAUUCACGCGAAAGUCAACGCUCUAAUGAUGACUAUGUUAUCAAAACUCAGGACAGUCACAAACAUGCUAAAAUAGAUGGUGGAGCAGAUAAAAAUGGAGAUCCGAUAUCCACACGUUCGAGCGACGAGGCCAAAGAGAGCGAUCUAAAAACUCCACUAUCAUGCAAAAGCAAGAAGAAAGGAAUGAAAUUGCGUCGACGUAGGCGCAAGAUUGCGCAAUCCGAUGACAGUUCGUGCUAUGACACUGAAAGUGACAUGGAUACCGAUUUUAGUACGGACGAUGAGGAUUACACUGAUCUGAGUUCGAAUUUUGAUACUGAUUUCAGCGAUAUUGAAGCAGAGCCUGUAGCUGAUGAACGGGACGAUGCCGAUGAAGCAGAUUUUGCUAAGCAUCCUGCUAAAUCUGAGUCGCAGGAGCAAAAUGCACCUCGUCUAUCUUCUGCACCUUCCAAGGAAAGUCUCACUUCAAACGAUGGCGUUGGCCCGACUUUCUCCGACAACGAGGAUGUUGUUAUCGAGGAAGAGAAAAUUAUUUAUCCCAAUGAGCCGUCAGGACAGCUGACGAAACAACGCACUGACUCACAAGAAGUCGACAGCGAGGAAUUGCUGCGCAGUUUCGAAGUGUUGCAGCUGAAUAGUGGCUCACUUAAUUUCAGGAAUACAGACAAUGAAGAAUCACUGCCCCCUGUUGCCGAACACAAUGAAAAGCACCAGUAUGUGGACGAUGGUAAUUUGAAUCGCGGCGAACCGCCAAAGAAACUAGUUUACCGAAACAAGUACACUAAAAUAAAUCCAAAUAUUAUUGUUGAAUUUGCCCGUCACGAGCCCACUAUGCGUGCAUUAAAAAUUCUUUACGAUUGGCUACGCAUUAAUCAUGAAAUACUUUUCGGCUGCUAUCACUCUAAUCCAGAGUUCAUUCACAAAAUUAUGAAAUUGCUUAACUACUGCAAUAUCGAUAUAUUCACUCGGAAAGUGUAUUUCGAACGCGAGUUUUUGACGACAGCCAAUGUGCGAACCCAACUUGGCGAUCUAUUUGAUGUUCGCGCCAAUGUACCAUUAGCCGAGGAUUUUGUUUUCAAAAAUUUCGACAUUUUCCAAGGCACUCAACUUACGCUAGAUUGGGAGACGACCAUACGCGAGCACGUUACACCCGAAGAGGAGUGUAUUUUACGUAUUUUCAAAAUGGUUGAUUUUGGAUUCUUCAUCUGCAAGCAAAAGAAAUUUAAUUAUCGUUUUUGCGUGAAAACACGUCGUUUUACCGAAAAUGCCAAGAAAAAACGUGAAGAAAAGAAAUCGUCUUCACGCCGUCGUGAGCGACGCACUAUGAAAAAUGCUACGCGCAAGCGUGCUGAAGGCCGCACCCGUCGCUACUCGGAUCGCAAGAAUGGCAUCGUACGCAAGAGCUAUACCAGCAAUGAAGAAAAGGACACCGUUGAGGAAUGCAAGAAAGUGCCACGCAAAGGCUAUUUACGUAAUCGCAAUAUAGAAAAAUCGGUGAAUAGCGGGAAUUCAGGCGGCGCUGGUGGUGGCGGCGGCGGAGGCACAUCUGCUUCCACGACCACAAAUAGCGCCGUAUGUGACAAAGUUUUGAUGCAAUCGAGUAGCGGUGCUGAUGAAGAGCGUUCGGAAGCAAUGUCGAAGAAAUGUGAAAUUAUGGGCAAGCUGUGGCUGAAGAAUGAGGUCGAAACACUUGAGGAGGAGUUACGCAAAAACCCCUUGAAUAUUAUCAUGACCCCAUUUCUUGUUGUCGAUGCCAAGGCUUUGACUGAGUACAAUGGCAUUGUUAAAAAUCUGGUGAAAACUAAAAAAUUUAUCGUACUCAUACCAAACGCAGUCUUGAAUGAGUUGGACGAUCUGAAGAAGCGCAGCGAAAACGCUCGCAAUGUCAUACGCUGGUUGGAACAGGAGUUUAAGCAUGGAAAUCGUCAUUUGCGCGCACAGCGUGACAAUGAAAAUUUGACCCUAUCGUUGCUGAAAAUUCCCAGGAAGUUAGAUCGCGACGCCGGCGUCUUCCUGCAGAUUGCACAAUUUUGUAAUCAUCUCGUUGCCAAUCAUUCUGAUCCCAAAUCGACCGAAUUCCAAACCAAUGUUGUUACCUACUUAUCUGGCGAUUCACUUUAUGAGAAACAGCGUCAUCAAACGAAUUUCAGUUUCACUGGCAUUUUAGAUGCCAUACCAGUACGUUAUGAGCAAAUUUCCAAUUUCUAUGCGAAAUUCAAGGCGAACAAAAAAUGAACUCAUAUACGCUGCAGGAGCAACGCCUGCGUGGAGCGUUUUGUGUGAACUCGGGAUCAUAAAAACAAAUGAAGAGAUGAUGAUUACAAAAUGAGAUGAAGAAAAACAAGAGCUUAUGGAGGACGAAAGAUCUAUGAAAAUGAAAAAAAAUCUAAAAUCAAAUUCAAAACCAAAAAAAAAACACCGAAACAAUUUCAAAACGUGAAUGCUGAGUGCGCGGCGGUGCGGCGUUAACGUCAUUAACAACGGCGGUAGUAUUAGCACCAGCAGCAGCUGUAGCGGUAUCAGCAGCAACAACAAAAAAACAACAUCAACAACAAUUUCAAAACUAACUGCAAAUGCGUAAUAGCAGUUUAAGAAAAUCCUUGAAAGAAACAACUACAACAAGUUUAUUUGAAAACCCACAACAACGAUGAAGAGGAGGAAGCUGAAGAUGACGAUAAUGAUGGUUACGACCGGCAUAGAGGGUGUGCCGUUGAUGUUAAAGAAUAGGAAGAAAUCUAAUGUUUCCGCCUGCAGCAUCCAACACUGCAUUCAAACAAAUCAUAGUUACAUGGGUGGUAGCGAUGCUUAAAAUACGUAUUAUUUUCGCCGGUGAUAGCAGCGUGUUAGCGAUGUGAAACGAGUGUAUAACUCAGUGAGUUUGCUUCAAUAUUGCCAGCCUUAUGUUAGGCAGGCAAUUUUAAUACCAAUACUUAAGAGCAGAAAGAAAAAAUUAUUAAAAAAAUAGUAUGCAGUAUGUACAAUCAAAUUCCAUUGCACGAUCUAAAAGGCAGACGCGUUUCUAAUAUGGCCAAUAGAGUUGCAAGUAGGCAAAAAUUUUAAAUUAUUUACAAAACUGUAUUUACUUAUUGGUCACUUAUUUUAGGCCUUUCCAGCGCUUCGUUAAUUUAAAAUUCUAAAGACCAAAUAGUUUGCAUUUAUCACCUCGUAAAAAUACUAAAAUAACAGCAAUAGCAGAAUCCCUAAUAAAUUCUCGAGUGUGGUUAUCCCUAUGCCGCCUAGUCCAGUACAGUGCUUCGUUAAUUUAAAAUUCUAAAGAUCAAAUAGUUUGCAUUUAUCACCUCGUAAAAAUCCUUAAAUAACAGCAAUAACAGAAUCCCUAACAAAUUCUCGAGUGUGGUUAUCCCUUUGCCUAGUCCUCAUUUCAAUAAGAAGCAAGCACUCAGCUCUUAACCAAAUACGACACUCGCUUAUGCUGCAUAUUUUAUAACGAAAAAAUUUAGAUGACAAUCUAUUUCAAAACCAUAGUUCUUUUGGCUCGCUGUACAUCGCUCGUAAGAAUCGUGCUACCGAUUGUCAAAGUUUUCGUCACUUGCACAAGUAUUUGUGUCACUAUGUUAGCACGCACGUUAUUGCGUUGGUAGUUUUGUUUGCAACAGUUUCCGAUGCUAAAAAACUUCUUUUCGAAUAUCAUCGAGCAAGACACCUAUCAUUCGCUAAUAAAAUAACGAAAAAACAUCUAUGGGGUGGAAUGCUUACCGAUUUCGUGAGGCGUAAUAAAAAGUUUUUGAUAAUAAUUUGAAAAUGUGAAUGCUGGAACAGGUUUUUUCGAUAGCAUCUUCGGAAAAAAACAAAGCGUUUCUGUCAAAGCUUUAGACAUCCUGCUUGUUUGUACAGCUGCAAUUUAUCAAGAUGCAUAAACAUUAUUUUCCAAGUGUAGCGUAAGUGUGUGCAUCAGUACAAUACUGAACAUGUAUUUUGUUAUAACAUACGACGAGUUGAACACUAUAUACGUAUAUAUAUAUGUAUAAAUGCAUUACGUUGUAACGCAAUACAAAAGAAAAUUACAUUGUUUUUAAAUGUCGCACCUGUCAUGUUGUUUCAUGGGCUAAAGGAAAGGUUUAUAGAAACUCAAAACUUCGUAGACGUUUUUUCCAUGAUAUUCAUAAGCAACCAGAGACAAAUAAUGACAUACAUACCUCUUCAUGUAAUACGGUGGUGAAUUUGAAUAAAACACUUAUGUAUUUUCAAUUUUCUUUUGUACGACGUCACGCUUUAGAUUAUUUUAGUAAUUCUUAUAAUUUUCAGUAUAUGUAGUUACAAGGUAUAUUUGUACAUAUCGCUUAUUUACUUCAAUAGUGUCAUACCUCCAAAAAGCAAAACUCGAGAUAAACGGCUUUAAAGUCUUGAAUUUACAUAUACUCCCAUAGUACAUGUGAAUACUUAUUUUUUUUCAAGUGAGAUACUGGUAAUCGAUACAGCCAUUGAAAGUUUUACACAACAUAUAAAAGAGGUAGCGGUAACUAAAUUUUUGUAUUUUUUUUUGGUUAUGACACUAUUGAAGUAAAUGAGCGAUACGUAUCUCUGGUGUCAGGUAUAGAAAUUAUAACUCCAUUUUUGCUUUUUUUUAGUUUUUAAUUAAAGUAAAAUAAAUGUGUGCUUAGAUGUAAGAAGUAGCACUUGCUAUAACAUCCCAUUUCUAUGUACAAUAAUUCUUGUUUAUGAAGUCCAAAAAUGUAUUCCCCCGGCGUUUAUAAUUAGGGCUAUCACCGAAUCCAUCGUAGAACGAUUUUUCGUGAAACCUACGAAAAUGCUACCACUGAAUACACAGGUUCGUAUCAAUUCGGUUUCAGAGAUCGCAUUUUUGUAGAUUUCGCGAUAUAUCGCAUUACGAUGGGUGCUGUGAUAGCCCCCAAUGUUUCAUCACAAAUGCGAAUGGCACUUCCUUGAACUAAAGUUAUGAUUUUCUUACCAGUCACCACAGAAAAAGUUAUGUUUUUCCUACCUGACACCACAGCUAUGUCAAGCACGCAGAUUUUUCGGCAACCGUCAUCAAGCAGUUUUUUGCCAUUUCACCAAGAAUGGCAUCUUUUUAAGAGACUACGUUCAGUUCUUAAUAAAAAAAUUACUACAUACUUCAUGAUUUCAGUCACAAGUAGCCUAUAUGUUUAUCUCUACCAUCUGGUUCUUUUUUAACAUCACACAUUUAUCUCUUCUGAAAAAAAUUCACUUUGGCCGGAUAAAAUUCAUUUAUUUUAAAUACAUAUGUUACUUCAAUAUUUCCUGUUCACUAGUAGUUUGAAGCGGACAUAUUUAGUGCCUUUGGAAAAAAAAAACCUUGAUCGCUGAAUAUUGUUCAGUGCAAAUAAGCAUAAUGAAGAGAAAUUCCACUUGACGGUUGCCUAAACAGUUUUUGCAUGGACACACAUAAAUAUAAAUAGCCUCCAGUAAUUUAUGAAGGUGUGCAUUAAAGCAUUGAGCGGAAAUCAGCGUGGGUUUUGCAAAAUUUCACGUUGAAGCUUUCCAAAAAAACAUGCAAUAAGAUUUUUAAAUUCGUUGUUUUUCAGCUACCAUAAAAUAGUUCCCUUUUUGCAGCCUCUCAAUAUUUAGGAUUUUCAAAAGUAAUUGCCAACAAUGAAAAUAUAGUAGCGAAAUAUUUAAAUAAUUAAACCUCUUCCGCAUCACUUCAAAUCCGCCUACUGAUUUCUGCACACUGCUUUUAAUGAAACUUUAUUGGUUCAACACAGUUCAGAAUAGGUCUGUUAAUGUAACAUUUAAUUUUAUUACAAGAAAAAACAGCAACAACAAAGCAGAAAUAUAAACGUAACCAUAACCAUAUCGGAACCAUAAUUUCAAACCAUAAUUAUUAGUCAUUAACUUAUGUUAAUCAUAAUCAUAGUCAGCAUUAACUUUCUUUUAAAGAUACACAUUUGCCCUCACCUUCGUUGUUUUGCAUUACAAAAGAAAAAUCUUGAAAUAAGAUAUAAAUUUCCACGAAAGCUCUGCAAGUUGGUGUAGCUGCUUUCACAAAAGCUUUAAAGCUCACCGUCAAACCUUGGCCACUUGUAGGGCGUAUCCCUCUAGUGCGCAUAACUUGCACCUAUACUGAUCUUUUCGCUUCAAGUCACUAUCGGUUUUAUAAUUAUUAUUAUAUUUAUAUUAAUAUCACACAAAUUAAGGAUUACACUUUAUAACUUUGUAGCUUAUUCAUGAAUUACAAAUCGGUUCGUAUUCCGUUUGUAAACGUGAAAAGCGUUUUCAUAAUAAUAUUAAAAAAUCUUUAAUCCCUUGAUUUUUCUCUUUAUUGAAAUAUAUAUAUAAAUAAUUUUCCCAUCUGUCCGCUUAAUCACUUUAAUAUUAAUAAAAAAAAAAAUAAAAAUGCUUGUCGGGCUUAAAAAAACACAAACAAGUACACAUGCAGACUAAAUAUUUGUUAGUUUCUAAAUUAGAAAUAAUUCAAUUCUAAUUUGUUUUAUUUACAUACAUCUCAAUCAUAUGUUUUAUCUUAAAACUUUUAGCUCGUAAAAUAUUUCGAACAAAUUGUACAAAUUUUCAUUCAAUCACCUUCGUUACCUACAAUUUUUUAUCCAAAUUUGUAAAAUUUCUAGCACUUGUAAACUAAUUUAUUACAAUAGCAGUUUCAAUAAAGCUCGACAGCAAAUAAAAAAACA
Rhagoletis pomonella (apple maggot) is the source of this 8535-nucleotide messenger RNA. It is a transcript of the gene Smg5, whose product is annotated as protein SMG5. Gene Ontology annotation, biological process: nuclear-transcribed mRNA catabolic process, nonsense-mediated decay. Bases 407 to 4141 code for a protein of 1244 amino acids. The record is from RefSeq and is a predicted model, not a curated record. Gene Ontology annotation, molecular function: protein binding; telomeric repeat DNA binding; telomerase RNA binding. The transcript is spliced from 7 exons. Gene Ontology annotation, cellular component: telomerase holoenzyme complex. Lineage: Eukaryota; Metazoa; Arthropoda; Insecta; Diptera; Tephritidae.